UUUUACAACGCCAAUAUUGGAGUCAUCUCCAACUUUCUUUUUUUCAUUUAAAUCUGCUUUUAGUUGCCUGAUGAUGUAAAUAUUGUUAAGUAAGAUCGAAGUCAGUGACUGUUGCUUCCCGUUUACUUAUAUACAAUGGGUGACAGCAGUGAUUCCGAAGAGUUCUACGAUGCCGAAGAGCUCACACCCAUUAAAGGUUCUAAGAGAUCAUCACUAUGCAGAAACACAAGCCUAACAGAUAGUUCCAAAGAUAAGGAGAAGGAGAAACCGGCUGUAAAGACUGAAUCUACACUUGUGGAGGCACCCAGUAUAGCUCCAAGCAUAUCCACUCCCGAGGUUGCCCCUGCAGAUGAUGACCAGAAUACUGUUAAAAGUGUGGUGCAAGGGCGACGCCGAUUCCAAGAGCUACGGCGCUGCAUGCAGACAGACGAGGAUGACGACACUGUUGAUGCAGCUGCUGACCACCACUCUUUCACAGACGUUACGCAGCCCUUCAAGGUGAUAGCGCAUGACACAAUGAGCCUCCAGAGCAUGACAUCCCUGGGGCGCAUUGGAAGGAUCCUCAGCGGCGCAUCGGAUUCACAUUCUAACAUUCGUGAAGUUGCCCAGGCGUCUGCACCGCCGCGAGAAACUAACACGCCUGACGAACCUGUACCGGUGGACAGAACGCAAAAUGUGCUAGCGAUGGAGCCGGACGUGAUAGCCAGCACGAAGGCGAGCAGCGUGAAGCAAGCGGGCAGCGUCGUCACCGCGCCCGCCGGCCCGCUGCCCCCGCCGCGCCGCAAGAAGCCGCGUGAGUACUGUGCUGACGUAGCCCGUGUACGUGUGUCAGCUGGCGAUGAGCCGGACAUGGUAGCCAGCACGAAGGCUGUCGUGAAGCAAGCGGGCAGCGUCGUCACCGCGCCCGCCGGCCCGCUGCCGCCGCCGCGCCGCAAGAAGCCGCGUGAGUACUGUGCUGACGUAGCCCGUGUACGUGUGUCAGCUGGCGAUGAGCCGGACAUGGUAGCCAGCACGAAGGCUGUCGUGAAGCAAGCGGGCAGCGUCGUCACCGCGCCCGCCGGCCCGCUGCCGCCGCCGCGCCGCAAGAAGCCGCGCAAACUGCACGGCUCUCAGUCACUGUCGACGGCCGACGGCGACAACCUCAGCAUCUGCACCAACGAUACCGAUGACUACCGCUAUGAAAGGAGGAGCAAGCUCGAUUCCUUGUCAGUCGAGCCUCCACUGCCUAAUUCUGUAAGCCAGUGCAUGGCGCUGCCCAGCCCGGCCAGCACCAUCGAGUCCCUCACAAGAGAGUUCCAGGACUCGCUAGAACUCUCCACUUCCAAAUAUGCGCACGACAAGUCGUCAAUGAGUCACGAAUCGCGCGCGUCGUCUCGCAGCAGUACAGGCACCUCGAUGAAACAGAGACCUCCCGAAUCCACACUCGACAUUAAGGAGGCGGUCAGAGGUGAUUACGUUGUGCGGCCGGCGGACGACGCACAGCGCUGCGGGUCGCGUACACACAGCGAGGGACGCUCUCAGCUCUCUACAGGGCACAGUAGCUUGGGCGGGAACACCAGACGGAGCAACUCAGAGUCCCUGGAGGGCGGGCGGCGCCGCUCCGCGGGCGACGAGCAGCUAGGGCUGGCGCUGCGCACGCAUUCGACCUCAGGACAACGACUAACAGACAUGCAGAUACUCGAGCAGGUCACCGUGCUCAACCUGGACACCGGCGACGGGCAGCUAGGGCUGGCACUGCGCACGCACUCCACCUCGGGGCAACGACUAACAGACAUGCAGAUACUCGAGCAGGUCACCGUGCUCAACCUGGACACCGGCGACGGGCAGCUCGGGCUGGCGCUGCGCACGCACUCCACCUCGGGGCAACGACUAACAGACAUGCAGAUACUCGAGCAGGUCACCGUGCUCAACCUGGACACCGGCGACGGGCAGCUCGGGCUGGCGCUGCGCACGCACUCCACCUCGGGGCAACGACUAACAGACAUGCAGAUACUCGAGCAGGUCACCGUGCUCAACCUGGACACCGGCGACGGGCAGCUCGGGCUGGCGCUGCGCACGCACUCCACCUCGGGGCAACGACUAACAGACAUGCAGAUACUCGAGCAGGUCACCGUGCUCAACCUGGACACCGGCGACGGGCAGCUCGGGCUGGCGCUGCGCACGCACUCCACCUCGGGGCAACGACUAACAGACAUGCAGAUACUCGAGCAGGUCACCGUGCUCAACCUGGACACCGGCGACGGGCAGCUCGGGCUGGCGCUGCGCACGCACUCCACCUCGGGGCAACGACUAACAGACAUGCAGAUACUCGAGCAGGUCACCGUGCUCAACCUGGACACCGGCGACGGGCAGCUCGGGCUGGCGCUGCGCACGCACUCCACCUCGGGGCAACGACUAACAGACAUGCAGAUACUCGAGCAGGUCACCGUGCUCAACCUGGACACCGGCGACGGGCAGCUCGGGCUGGCGCUGCGCACGCACUCCACCUCGGGGCAACGACUAACAGACAUGCAGAUACUCGAGCAGGUCACCGUGCUCAACCUGGACACCGGCGACGGGCAGCUAGGGCUGGCGCUGCGCACGCACUCCACUUCGGGGCAACGACUAACAGAUAUGCAGAUACUCGAGCAGGUCACCGUGCUCAACCUGGACACCGGCGACGGGCAGCUAGGGCUGGCGCUGCGCACGCACUCCACUUCGGGGCAACGACUAACAGAUAUGCAGAUACUCGAGCAGGUCACCGUGCUCAACCUGGACACCGGCGACGGGCAGCUCGGGCUGGCGCUGCGCACGCACUCCACCUCGGGGCAACGACUAACAGACAUGCAGAUACUCGAGCAGGUCACCGUGCUCAACCUGGACACCGGCGACGGGCAGCUCGGGCUGGCGCUGCGCACGCACUCCACCUCGGGGCAACGACUAACAGACAUGCAGAUACUCGAGCAGGUCACCGUGCUCAACCUGGACACCGGCAGAGGGAGCCACUCUGUAGGCGACGGGCAGCUAGGGCUGGCGCUGCGCACGCACUCCACUUCGGGGCAACGACUAACAGAUAUGCAGAUACUCGAGCAGGUCACCGUGCUCAACCUGGACACCGGUGAAAGGGUGCCUCUAAGCGUGGCGGAGCACAAAAUACCUCAAUGCAUCAAUCCGCUGAGCCUCCACAUCAUGAGACUCACGUCGGAGUACAUAGGGCGAGCCAAUGACGACGAAAAUGUGAGAAUUUUCAGCUUGGAACUGGUGCAAAUGUCGUGGCGCAAGCGUCUCUCUGUGUUCUCAAGAAAGUCACUCACGCCACCUGUCGAAAUGGGAAUCCUACCUGCGGAUUCUGACUUCAGUAUUAAUAUUAGGGAAACGGACGAGGAGAGCGAAAGCGUGUGCACGGGCGGCGCCGACGAAGACGGUAAGGAGACCAAACAGGCCGUCGACAGCAAGAACACUAUUCGGAAGAAGACUGAAAAGGCAGCCCCAACUCCAUUAGUGAAAAGUCACUCGCAAGACAGUAUAAACACGAAAAUAGUUCCCGAAGUGAACCAAAACAGACUAAAACGCUUCCUAGGCAGUACUGUGAAAAAGACAGUAGACGCAGCGAAAUCGCUGGCGCAGGAAGUGUCGCAUGCACGACACAAGGAGGACGUGGCCGACAUAGCGGACGACGUGCGGGGCGAGCACAACAUCAAGCUGAAGGCCUCCAACUCGCACAAGGGGCCUUACGACUUCGACGGCUGCGUGCGACACGUGCAGGAGAUGGGCAGCGGGCACUCGGGCGCCGUGUGGUGCUGCAAGUUCAGCGUGUGCGGCCGCCUGCUCGCCACGGCCGGCCAGGACCGCCUGCUGCGGGUGUGGGUCGCGAGGGACGCUUACGCCGUCUUCCAGGACAUGCGCACAAAAUACAACGCCGAGCAGAAAUCCUCCCCGACCCCCUCACAAGAGUCCCUCGCGUCGCUCACCGCCCCACCACCCAGUCCCGAGGACGCACCCUUAGGCCCCUCCGCCCCAUUCCACCCGAAACCUUUCUGCACCUAUUCAGGGCAUACGUCAGACCUGCUAGACGUAUCCUGGUCUAAGAACUACUUCAUACUGUCAAGCUCGAUGGACAAAACUGUUAGGCUGUGGCACAUCUCGCGCGGGGAGUGUCUCUGCUGCUUCCAGCACAUCGACUUUGUGACCGCCAUCGUGUUUCACCCGCGCGACGACCGCUACUUUUUGUCCGGCAGUUUGGACGGGAAGCUGAGGCUCUGGAACAUUCCUGAUAAGAAGGUCGCGGUUUGGAACGAGGUCGACGGCAAAACAAAACUGAUAACAGCCGCAAACUUCUGUCAAAACGGCAAGUUCGCCGUCGUCGGCACAUACGACGGCCGCUGCAUCUUCUACACAACCGACCAGCUCAAGUACCACACGCAGAUAGACGUGCGCUCCACCAGAGGCAAAAACUCCACCGGCAGAAAGAUCAGCGGCAUAGAACCCAUGCCAAACGACGACAAAAUCCUAGUAACCUCAAACGACAGCAGAAUAAGACUGUACGAUCUCAGAGACUUGAACCUCUCCUGCAAAUACAAGGGCUACGUGAACGUUUCGAGUCAAAUCAAAGCCUCGUUUUCACACGACGGCAAGUACAUAGUCAGCGGGUCAGAGAACCAGUGCAUUUAUAUUUGGAAGACGUACCACGACUACUCAAAGUUCACGUCGGUGAGGCGGGACCGGAACGACUUCUGGGAGGGGAUCAAAGCGCACAACGCGGUGGUGACGUGCGCGGUGUUCGCGCCCAACCCGGACCACAUGAUCCGCAUGAUUACGGAGAGAGAGGAGGAAGAGAAGGCUAGCAAAGGCAUCGGCGAUAAGGAGGAACCGAAGGGCACAGACUGCAUGGUGUCCUCCUCGCAGACGGGGCACGUGCUCGUGAGCACGGACUUCAACGGCUGCAUCCGCGUGUUCGUGCACAAGGCCAAGCCCAAGCACUCCUCGCUGCCCGCCUCCGCGCUCGCGUAGCCUCAGCACACACA
Cydia amplana is the source of this 5003-nucleotide messenger RNA. RefSeq lists its product as uncharacterized. The coding region runs from base 136 to 4989 and encodes 1617 amino acids. Lineage: Eukaryota; Metazoa; Arthropoda; Insecta; Lepidoptera; Tortricidae. The record is from RefSeq and is a predicted model, not a curated record. The transcript has 33 exons. Gene Ontology annotation, molecular function: protein binding.